Messenger RNA from Oxyura jamaicensis (ruddy duck), 4511 nucleotides. It is a transcript of the gene AMER1, whose product is annotated as APC membrane recruitment protein 1. The transcript is spliced from 2 exons. Gene Ontology annotation, molecular function: beta-catenin binding; phosphatidylinositol-4,5-bisphosphate binding. Gene Ontology annotation, cellular component: plasma membrane. The record is from RefSeq and is a predicted model, not a curated record. Lineage: Eukaryota; Metazoa; Chordata; Aves; Anseriformes; Anatidae. Gene Ontology annotation, biological process: regulation of canonical Wnt signaling pathway. Bases 233 to 3652 code for a protein of 1139 amino acids.
CCACCGCCCCCGUCCCUCCCUCCUCGGCUGGCGCCGCCCCGUCGCUCCCCGGCGGCGGGCACGGCAGGGCCGGGCCGUGCUUCUUCCUCCUCCUCCUCCUCCUCGUCGGCCGAGCUCCGGCCGCGGCCCAGCACGCCGAUCAGCCACGAUGCUUCAGCCCGCCUGCCCGGAGGAAGACUCUGCCACCGAAGUCCUCGCUUCCAGCUAGACAGGCCUGAGCCCGGCAGCCGCCAUGGAAGCGGCCUGCGCAGAGGAGUCUGCCCAGAGCCGGUCGCAGUCCGCCGCGUGCCGGCAGCGCAAGGGCAGUGACCAGCAGCCCGAGGAGAACGGCGAGCGGCUGUCCCAGCAAAGCGAUGCCUCGGUCGCGGCCGUGGAGCAGCAGCAGCAGCCCCAGGCCCCCCCCGGCAAGCUGAAGAAAACCGCUUUCAAGCUGUUUGGAGGGAAGAGGAGUAUAUGCACGCUGCCCAGUUUCUUUGGCGGCAGAAACAAAGGCCAGGGGAAAGGAGCCUCGAAAAAGGGGCUCAGUAAAAGUAAGACCCACGAUGGGAUCAGCGGUGCUGGCUACGAUGAGGGCGGCAGGGUGCAGCUGGAAAGCCCUUCGGAUGGAAGCAAGGAUUCGCAUCCCUGCCCGCUGCCGAGCUCCCAGAGCGUUCACGUGGCCAUAGACAGCAGCGUCAAGUUUGAUUUUGGCAGGCAGGACGGCUCUCCGCCAGGGAGCAUUGAGGGCUGUGAGAAGAAGCCCAAUGGAGACAAGUCGUCCUUCCCCAGGCCAAAAAAAGGCCUGAAGGGGCUGUUGAACAGCAUCCGGCGUCACCGCAAGAGCAAGGUGGCUGAGUGCGAGAAAGCAGAGCUCCCCGAGUGGACUGGGGACUCAGAGGAGGCCGACAAAGCUCGAGGCACGGGAACAGAAACCCACGGAGCCACGGAGGAAAGGGGGCCUGGCUCUGUCCCCCUCGCUGCAGCCUGCCCGGGGAACUCGGAGGAUAACUGCUCGGUAGGCACAACCACCAACUCCGGGGAGGCUGCUGAGCCAGACUGGCUCAGGGCUGACCAGGGCAGCCCCGAGGGCGAUGGGGUGGCGAUGCCUGGGGACCGGGAUGCUCUGGAUGCAAAAUCAGAGGUGGACGCCGCCGUCUGCGCAGAGUCUGACUACAGCCACCUCCCCGGGGCCCUGCAUCCCGACUUGGCAGACAACGACCCUCCCUCGCUGCACUCUGGGGACCAGCUGAGCCUCAUCUUCGGAGACGUCACGUCCCUGAAGAGCUUCGAUUCCCUCACGGGGUGCGGAGACAUCAUCGCUGAGCCCGACAUCCUCAGCAUUGCCGAGAGCACGAUCUCGGUGGAGCGCAGCAGAGACGCUGCGAAACGGAGCUCCUGCCUCGUCACCUACCAGGGCGGCGGGGAGGAGAUGGCCAUGCCGGAGGAGGCAGAGGAGUACCUCCAGCAGAUGUGGGACAGCACCGCUGAAGGGGACAGGAGCUACGAAGCCCAGCUGCCGCCCGCCGUGAGCAGUCACGACCCGCAGGCGGCGAGCAGCAAGCUAGAGACGCGCGGUUUGCACGAGGCAGAAGCCCACCCCUACGCCGCGGGGGCGAUGGACGGCGUCGAGCUCCUGACGCCGCAGAGUGACCAGCAGGAGUCCGCACCUAACAGCGACGAGGGUUACUAUGACUCCACCACCCCGGGGCCAGAGGACGAAGGCGGGGAUGGGCUUUGCGAGAUCAAGAAGGAGCGUCUUCCCAGAGACAGCUACAGCGGCGAUGCACUUUACGAGUUUUAUGAGCCAGAUGACACGCUAAUGAGCCCCUCGCACGGAGAGGAAUCCCUGUUUGAGAGCAAAGUGUCUCGCCCUGAGAUCUUCAGCUACUUCUUGGACUUCUGUCUCCCUGCUGAGAAGGGCUUGAUCCAGAUGAUGGAUCAGAAAAUGGGGGUUAUGGAAACGGAAGAAGAGCGGCUAGCUGCCAUCCAGAAGGAGCUGCUCUACUGGGAGCUGCAGAGGGAACCGGUCCUGAAACGGCUCGAUGUUCCCAGGGAAAAGCAGUACCUUGAAUGUAAAACUAGAGCGGCCAACUUGAUUGGCAAGAAUCAGAGUUGCCUUGGCAGUGAGCAGAUCGCCUCUCCAGCUCCAAAUAGGAGCGUGAGUAGCGGGGUUUCGGUGGCGAGAGGUGAAGCCCCGGAGUGGAGGGACUUUCCAGGGCCUUUGUGUCCAGAGAACUGUUACAACAGCCAAAAAGCCCAAGGAAGUUGCCUUAUUCAGCUCAUGAAGAACAACCCGGGGUUCGAUCCUGACCCAGAUCGGGCGUUGUUCGGGGGGUCCGUCCACAGCGGCGUGGCCCCAUCCAAAACGGGGCCGUUCCCCGGCUACAGGCCCCACGAGCGCGAGAGCUGCUCGCAGGGCGACCACCGCGACGGGGCCGAGGCCGCCCCCAGGGAGCCCCAGGCUGACAGCGAAUGUGAACCCGAGCAUGCCGUGAACUUCUCGCAAGCGCUGGUGGAGUUCACCAGCAGCGGGACCCUCUUUUCCAGCCUCUCGGAAAGCCUGGGCAGCUCCGACUCCGGCUCCUCCUUCACGCAGAACCUCCCCGUCCUUCCCACCAUGGUCACCUUCGACAUCGUCGACGUGGAGCAGGAAGGGGAAGGGGAGUGCGAGCAGCACCCCGAGAUGAACGCCGACGAGGACAUCGCCGCGUCCUUCGAGGCCUUCGACGACAGCUACGUGCAGAAAGAGUCGUUCGCUGAAUGUGACGAGAGAAUGUUCCCCGGGUACCCCCAGGGCUCCUUCCAGAGCUGUAACUGGGGUGUCGCCAGCCUCCCCCGCCACCUGCGCCUGCACGGGCUGAGCCCGGCCAUGCCCGCGCCCCUCUCCAUCAACAGGAGGAGCAGGUCGCUCGACACGGAGAGCCUCGAGUUCGAGCUCGCCGACCUGCAGGUGUCCAAGAACGGCCUUAAGCCUUGCCAGCUCUGGUCUAAAUGGGACAAAAAGGACUCGGACGGUGUGAGAAGGAGCAGGAGCAAAGAGGACGCCGAGCCGUCCGCUCCUGCAAGCGGGGAGGCCGACGGUGUGCUGGGCUGGCCGGGCUUGCAGCAGCUGCAGUACGACGCCGAGCUGGCUCCCGGGGGGGUGAAAGGCUGGGGCUUUGCUCCGGCUGCCGGGCUGGAGAGCGGCUGGGAGCCAUCCGAGCAGCCAGACGCCGACUCCCCCUUCUUGUCCCUUUCCCGCAGCAGUGCCAGAGAGGCUCUGGAGAGGCGGCCCCAAGAGCCGGAGGUGGACAGGCAGCUGGUCAGGCCGUCCAAUUUACCUCUGCAGGCCGACACCAGGCAGCCCCCGGAGGCGCCCGGUGCCUACAGGUACCACGGAGAAGUCGCGGCCAAAAAGCUCGCGCGCGUGUUACCGCUGGGCGAGCCGGAGCCGCCGCAGAGCUUCGGCUUCGCUCCGUCCCCGGAGAAACCAGCCAAGUGCAAACCUGUCGGCGUGGCCCAGGGGGUGCCCCAGUUUCACGACGACAGCACCGAAACCUUAAAAAGCCCCUCCUGCUUCGCGGAGCGCUUCGGGAGCGCCGGCAAAGAGCUGCUGAAAGGGAGAGCCACGCAGGGGAGCGCGCUGCCCGCCAGCUGCCCGGGCGCUGCGGUGAAUGUAACAGGAGCCAAAUAGCUCCUCCUGGGCAGCCGGGGAGGGGGGGACCGGGUUAAAAGGGUGGGCAGGGGGAGGGAGAAAGUGAACGCUAACGAGUGACUCUAACGAGCGACUUUAAUGUCCAACUGGGCCAAGAAAGAUGAACUCCUGCAGCUGCAGUAAGCACCUGGCCUGCAUGCUGCUGCCGUUGCGCGCUGCUGUGGGUACUCUGGUUUGGUGUAGAGCAACCUCCUAGAUUCAUGGAUUAACACUGAGGCACUUUUGUUUUGUUUUUCUUUCCCAGUGCGAGCCACCGCUCUCAUACAAUGCACAACGCGGCCCCAGUGCUGCUAGAAUAAAUUCUGGAAACGGCCCCUUGUCCAGCGCGGCGGGUUUGUUCUCGGCAGGUUGAGCUCAAGGGGCGCCGUCACCUCAGAGGGAAGGAUUGGAGGAUUGGACGGCUGGGAGGAGCAGGGAGCGUUGCUGCCCUGCGCCCUCGCUCCGGGCGUUGGUUGGUGGCGUGGGGUCACGUCUCCCUGGGUCUCCCUUCUUUGGGGCCAGGCUGCUUUCGGGCGCCUUCCUGAAGCCCCCCGGCUUCGGGAUGGAGCCAGGGGAGCAAAGUCUCGGGGAAGCUUUCAGAAGAAACUGUUUUUUUUUUUUUCUUCCUCUUCUCGGUGAAACGAUUUGUUUCCGACAGGCUUUUAAUGUCUUCCAUCUUGUUCGUGAUUUGGGGACCCCAGAGGAAGGAUGCGGGUUAUUUUGAGAGCAAGGAAAGGAGGCGAUGCAGCUGAAAGGGGAACGUUGCCGUAACUUGUUUUUUUUUUUCCUGCCCCAAAGGAAAGCAGGAGCUUUUGUGCGCGUGCCAAUAACGUUCUUCAGCUCUAGCUUUAAUUUGCUC